This is a messenger RNA of Lecanosticta acicola, 2698 nucleotides long. NCBI's taxonomy places the organism in Eukaryota, Fungi, Ascomycota, Dothideomycetes, Mycosphaerellales, Mycosphaerellaceae. The record is from the annotation of a GenBank genome assembly.
AUGGCCGACUCCCCUCGCUCGGACCGUAAGGUCAGGCGGAGUCGUCUCGGAUGUGAGACCUGCAGAGCCAGAAAGGUGCCGUGCCAUCCAUUCUUCCUUCACACGCCUCCACGCUAGUCCCGGAAAGACGCUGACCUGUUCACUUGCCUCGUACAGGUGCGCUGUGAUGAACGUCCCGGGCGAUGCUUCAACUGCGAACGCCUCGGCCUUAUCUGUGCACCCUCCGGCCGACACGGAUCAACAGACGCUGCACCCCUUAUCGCUCAGCAGCAAUCCGAUGCCAAUGGACCCAAUGCUGCCGCGGGCCUCAAGCGUAAACGGACCUAUCGAUCUUGCGCAGAGUGCCGUAACUCCAAGACCCGAUGUUCGGGUAACAAGCCGACCUGUGCCCGAUGCGGCGACAAAGGCCUUCCGUGUAAUUAUGAAGACGAAUCCGAGCCGGCGUGGAAGCAGCGUGUUGCCCUCAAGGCCUCGCCGGAACAUGCCUCUCCCACGAGAGACUCGGGUCUGGCGGACGAACCGACGCCACGAAGCGAAGUGGAUGCUCGCAUAGUCGAGACAACCCCUUCCGCACUCGCCGAUCUUGCCUCGCCCGCUUUGUCAACACAUACUCAGAGCAACACUGCCUCGGAGGAUCUUGCUUGGUUGAUACACCCUCACCUACCCGACCAUCCGAGGAUCAGGGCUCUGGUAGAGCGAUACUUCUCCAACGUUCAUCACCUCCGGUGCUUUGCCUUCUUGCACAAGCCCUCUUUUCUACAAAAAUUGGACAACGAUGCCAACAAGAAUCACGACAGCAAUCCCAUCUUACAUAUCGUGUGCGCCCUCGGAGCGUUGUUCUACGCCGUGGAGCAGGAGUUGAGUACAAAUCGUCCGCUGUCAAUCAAUCCCUUGGAUGCAGGCCGGCACUGGGCCAGCCGCGCUCAAACUCUCAUACUUGCCCGGCUGGAUAAAAUCUCCGUAGAGCAUCUCAUGGCCGCAGUCCUGUUGCACGACUACGAGAUCCGUCUCGGUAGCUACUCGAACGCAUUCAUGUUGAGCGCCAUCACUGCAAGGAUGGCCCAAGCCCUCCAGAUCAAUCUCGAGCAUUCCACCGACGUACUGUGUCGUGAACCCGGCAAUGCCCCUUCAGCAAGCGUCAAAGAGAGUCGACGGCGGCUGAUGUGGUGCUGCUAUAUCACAGACUCGCUUGUUGGCAGCGGCAUCGAUCAGUUGACGAUGAUCGAUGAAGCCGACAUCAAGAUUCAAUUGCCCUGUAAUGAAAGAAACUUUGUUCUCGAAGAGCCAUGCAUCACCGAAACGAUCGAGGUUGGCCAGAUGUUAAACUUCCUUCCACCAGAACUAUUACCGACAUACCCGCAAGACUGCAUGGGUAUGACUGCGUUCUACAUUCGACACAUCGCAACAAGACGGAAAGUGCUCAAGUACGUUAUCGACCCUCUCUCGCUCCUUCGGCCACGCUGACAUGGACAUGGAUUCCAGAUACAUCAAGCACCUAGACACAGCAAAGCCGCCGUGGCAGCCUGAUUCGGAAUUCGCACAGCUUGACGCCGAGCUGCGAUACUGGUAUGACAACUUACCAGCAAACCUACGAUUCACACCAACUACAUUAUACAUUCGACAAGAGACGUCCCAGGUAGGCGCUCUCUGUGCACUCCAUUAUGCAUAUCACCAGACGAUGUGCGACCUAUAUCGAAUAGGUGAGUGCAUGCAACAAUCUUGCACAUGUAUCGAUGAACACUGAACUUGCUUUACAGGAGCACCCGGCUUGUACAAACUUCGCUCUGCCGUCGCCUUUCCGCCUGAGCAAGCAGAAUUCCUGAGGCAACUUCAGGCUACGCUGUUUGGCCAUGCUCGAAGUCUGGCCACCAUCAUGGCCGAGGCACUUCGUCACGGCCCUCACGCCAUUGCCGACAGCUGGCUACCCACCAUCCUCUACGACUCGUGUAAAAUCAUGCUCUUCUACCUCACGCAACUCAUCGACCCAACAGCAGAAGUGAGUAAAGCCUUGCUGGCCGAGACCAUACCUCAUGUCCGCAACAACGUCAAAGCGCUCAAGAUCAUGCGCUCCAUGUACGCAGCUGCUAUUCCCCUAUUCAAGUCAGCCGACACCAUGCUCGAGAAAGUCGGCAUCGUAUCCGAAGACGGUCGCUGUGGAGGACACAACCUCAUUCCGGAAGACCCGUACUCCAACAACGAAGCGGAAGACACCACGUCGCAAUCUGCACCCGGCACGCCCGCUCAGAGCGCACCGGACUACAUUCUCAACCCCCUCUCCAUCUACAACCUCGCCCGAAAAUCGAUACCCGAGAAGCACGCUCCGCAGAAACAACCGCAGAUCGCACAAACCGCGUCAACUUUCACACCCCCAGCACAGCAGACACAGCCACGCCCUACUCCGAAUCGCUCUGCAUCAUCACAGACGACCUUCUACGCCGGCAACGGACACGCGCACGGGAAUGGAGAUGAUUCUCUGCUCGCCCCAGAACUGCGAGCCAGCUCGGCUGCGCCAGUCGAUCAAAUCAAUUUCGAGGAACUACAAUCUCUAUUCUCGACAGAUCCCACGGGCUGGACAUGGCAGCCUGCCGAGACUGCUGUUGGUUCGAGGAAUGAAGCGGUAGGAUUGCCGCCCUGGGAAUCGAGUGGGUUGGACGGACAGCUGGACGCUUGGAUUCCUACCUUUGCUCUGGAUUCGUAG